AUGCCUUCCUGGAAUGACGGGGAUACGAGCUCAGAGGAUGAGUGCGACAUCACAAGCGUGGACAUGGCUCUUUGGAGUGAAGGUGUUAACUGUGGUGUUACUGAGUGGGUUGACAAGCCCUGGCAUCCAAUUCUUCAGAAUUGCUUGUCCAGGCCGUGGGACAUGUACCAUGAACAGAAUUGUGGCAGGGUAGUUGAUAAGCAGAAGUAUGAGAAGCAUUUGGCCAAGCUUAAGACUGAAAAUGACAAGUUGUGCAUUGAGUACACAAAGCUUGUCCAAGAUGUAUCCAAGAUGUUUGAUUGGCAGGAUGGUAGGGUAGACCACAUGGAUUACCAGAAGGCAGUUGAGGGGGAAGAAUUUGAGAAGAAGAAUAAUAAAGAGGUAGAAGAGAGUGCUAGGUUGGAGGUUCAGAUGGAGAAGCUCAAACUUGCCAAGGAACAAAGGUGCAUUUUACAGAGUCAAGCUGACAUUAUCAAGAAUACCAGGAAGGCAAAAAAGGAGGUUGAACAGAAGAGAGAUUUGCUUAAGAUAGAGAAGGCCAAGCUUGAGCAUGUGGUGAAUGAGCUGCUGAAGGAUGGGCAUGCAAGCAAGGAGAAACUUGAGAAAAUCAAGGCCAUCCUUGAUUCAUGA
Aegilops tauschii subsp. strangulata is the source of this 630-nucleotide messenger RNA. Lineage: Eukaryota; Viridiplantae; Streptophyta; Magnoliopsida; Poales; Poaceae. The record is from RefSeq and is a predicted model, not a curated record.